Molecule: messenger RNA, 1519 nt
Organism: Saccostrea cuccullata (small rock oyster)
Lineage: Eukaryota; Metazoa; Mollusca; Bivalvia; Ostreida; Ostreidae
Exons: 6
Coding region: 484-1308 (274 amino acids)
Source: RefSeq, a predicted model, not a curated record
ACGGUUUAUUUUGUCGAUGACUUAUCACUUGUAAGAUCUUUCUCAUGUUUAAAACAACUGUUCAACUUAUAGGUCAAUAGUUUCUGACAGUCAAAAAAAUUAUUAUGACAAGGCAAAUUUUGUAGAGAUUUCUUAAAGAAACUGUUUCUGACGAAGUAUGUUAACAGUUUAUGAAGUCAUGAUGGCAUAAUCGUAGGUUGGAUUCCUGGAGUUUGUUCCCGGUCUAAAACAUUUCACAGUGCAACUUCAAAAUAGCUAUAGAAGGCCAAGGAGGAAAAAAGAGGACACAUUUGAAAAUCUCUCGUCACUCUACCCACAGGAACACCCAGGGGAUAUGCAAUACACAUUGAGUGCCCAGUGUGUCUGGUACUUAACGGCAAUGGUGAGAUAAUUAAACCAGGAGUCUGUGUUAAGUCAAAUCAGAUAGAAGAAUACUCACAUAGGAUAUCUAAUCAACAAUAUCACUGGAUAGAAGAAUCGGCAAUGGAAUUACAUGCAUUUGUUUGUCUUUUGUUCUUGUCUGUUUGUCUGCCUGGCGUGUUUGUUAUUGCUGAUGAAGGAUGUUGCGGAAAGGCAUCGAAUGGUCAAUGCUUAAAAUGCUGUAUCAACUAUUUAUUUGUCGAUGGACAUUGCUCUGCAUGCGAGCCCGGACUCUGGGGGAACAAUUGUUCCGAUGUGUGUGUUUAUCCUUUUUUUGGUCUCACGUGUUUACAGAAGUGUGAAUGCGACAAGCAUCUAUGUGAUCCAGUUACAGGCUGUCGGGAGGAAAGUACAACAAAAGACAUCACAAAAACAACAGCUAGUGUGACUGAAAUGAAUUCCAUAAAUAUAGGACAGAAAAGCAGUGAAAAAGUUAAAUGGAUGCCGAAUAUAAUUGACAGUUCUCAUUUACAAAUAGUAUUCACUGUCGGUGGCAUGGUUCUCGGAUUUUGUAUUCUAACGAUAGCUUUGCUUGUAAUUAUGAUCAUUCGAAAACAACAAACCAGUCGAGAUGUAAAUGUAGAAGGUCACGAACUGCAGACGUUACGUCAUAAUCAGGGAAAUCUACAACAGAAGGUUACCCCCGUGGAAAUGAACACCUAUAGAAGCAUAAGGAAGGUGGGGUCCAAAGCUACAUGUUCUGACAAUAUGAGUUCUCAUUGCUAUCAGGAUAUACAGGAAUACAUGAGUAUCGAUGGAAAUGCUGAAAAAUGUGACACAGAAGAAAAUGACAGUUUGUGCGAGUACCUCAAUAUGGAAGACUCUUUAAUGACAGACGAUGGGUAUCAAAUCCCGAUUAUCAAAAAGGCAAUGUUAUCAGAGAAAUAGCAUAGGAAUGAUUUAAUAAAUUCUUAAAACUGAUAGCCCUUAGUAGUGUAUCAAGCCUGUCUCUUGAAGCAGUGCUCUGGACAAAAAUUCCAAAGUGUUGGUAUGUGUAAGGACUAUUCCCCACGUUAUUAUCAACAAACAAUAGUUACUUCUAUUUAUAUGUUGACUCGAUAUAUCAAGUAAAAUUGAAAUAAAAGAUACCACAUCAGAG